Messenger RNA from Panthera uncia (snow leopard), 808 nucleotides. It is a transcript of the gene SELENOW, whose product is annotated as selenoprotein W. Gene Ontology annotation, cellular component: cytosol. The transcript has 6 exons. Gene Ontology annotation, biological process: response to selenium ion. NCBI's taxonomy places the organism in Eukaryota, Metazoa, Chordata, Mammalia, Carnivora, Felidae. The record is from RefSeq and is a predicted model, not a curated record.
GUCAACCUCCCUGGGGUGGGGACCGCGAGAGUCCGGAAGGUUCGAGAAUGUUCCAGCGUGGGUUUGAAAGGCACGAAUACUGUGGAUGCCCGUCGUUAGGAACCCUCCAUCUUUUCGGUUUCUCCACCUGCAGAGGGGAGAGAGUGAUCUCAGUAGUUAGCCGCGGAUGGAGUGCCGUGGUGCUUGAGGCUACAAGUCCAAGUAUCUUCAGCUCAAGAAGAAGUUAGAAGAUGAGUUCCCCGGAUGCCUGGACAUCUGCGGCGAGGGGACUCCCCAGGCCACCGGCUUCUUUGAAGUGAUGGUAGGGGGGAAGUUGGUUCACUCCAAGAAGAGAGGCGAUGGUUACGUGGACACAGAGAGCAAGUUUCUGAAGCUGGUGGCCGCCAUCAAAGCCGCCUUGGCUCAGGGCUAAUGGGCCCCAAAGGCAGAGUCCAGUGACCUUGGCCCAGCCCCUCGUGGCCGACGCUUCAUGACGGGAAGGACUGAAAUGUCUGGUGGACGCCUGGUCUUUCCCUGAUGUCCCUGCGGCCGCUGCGUGGGGGCAGAGACUGACGCCUCUGGUCCUUGCCUCUGUGUGUGUGUGUGUGUCCAGGCAUGUAGCUCUGCUCCCUGCCUGCCUUGUUCCCUCCUCUCCCCACUUGCCCCCGAAUCCCCCAGCACCCCCCCUGGUUACUCCUGCUCCUGGCUUCCUUCUUGGGGUGGCGGAGAAAGGAUCUGGAUGAGUGAGUUGUAGAUUUCAGCAGUGUGGGUAAGGGUUUACCGUUCAGUAAACAUUGGAUGAGUUUAACAAAACGUGUCUUGCGUGUGU